Rattus norvegicus (Norway rat) is the source of this 7874-nucleotide messenger RNA. NCBI's taxonomy places the organism in Eukaryota, Metazoa, Chordata, Mammalia, Rodentia, Muridae. The record is from RefSeq and is a predicted model, not a curated record.
GCAGGAUCAAGGGCUUCUCCUCCCACUGGUGUCCAACAAGGCCAUCCUCUGCUACAUAUGCAGUUGGAGCCCAGGGUCAGUCCAUGUACAGUCUUUGUGCAGUGGUUUAGUCUCUGGGAACUCUGGUUGGUUGGUAUUGUUGUUCUUAGGGGGUUGCAAGCCCCUUCAGCUCCUUCAAUCCUUUCUCUAACUCCUCCAACGGGGGUCCUGUUCUCAGUUCAGUGGUUUGCUGCUAGCAUUCACCUCUGUAUUUGUCAUGCUCUGGCUGAGCUUCUCAGGAGACAGCUAUAUCAGGCUCCUGUCAGCAUGCACUUCGUGGCUUCAUCAAUAUUGUCUAGUUUGGGUGGCUGUGUGUGUGUGUGUGUGUGUGUGUGUGUGUGUGUCAGGCUCUGAAUGGCCAUUCCUUCAGUGUCUGCUCCAAACUUUGUCUCCAUAUCGUCUCCUAUGAAUACUUUUGUUUCCCCUUUUAAGAAGGACUGAAGCAUCCGCACUUUGGACACCCUUCUUCUUGAGCUUCAUUUGGUCUGUGGUAAUCCAAGCUUUUGGGUAAUAUCCACUUAUCAGUGAGUGCAUACCAUGUGUGUUUUUCUGUGAUUGGGUUACCUCACUGAGGAUGAUAUUUUCCAGUUCCAUCCAUUUGCCUAUGAAUUUCAUGAAGUCAUUGUUUUUGAUAGCUGAGUAAUAUUCCAUUGUGUAGAUGUACCACAUUUUCUGUAUCCAUUCCUCUGUUGAAGGGCAUCUGGAUUCUUUCCAGCUUCUGACUAUUAUAAAUAAGGCUGCUAUGAACAUAGUGGAGCACGUGUCUUUGUUAUAUGUUGGAGCAUCUUUUGGGUAUAUGCCCAGGAAUGGUAUAGCUGGGUCCUCAGGUAGUGCAAUGUCUAAUUUUCUGAGGAACCGCAAGACUGAUUGCCAGAAUGGUUGUACCAUUGCUACCAACAGUGGAGGAGCGUUCCUCUUUCUCCACAUCCUUGCCAGCAUCUGUUGUCACCUGAGCUUUUGAUUUUAGCCAUUCUGAUUAGUGUGAGGUGGAAUCUCAUGGUUGUUUUGAUGUGCAUUUCCAUGAUGACUAAGGAUGUUGAACAUUUCUUUAGGUGCUUCUAAGCCAUUCGAUAUUCUUCAGCUGAGAAUUCUUUGUUUAGCUCUGUACCCCAUUAUUAAUAGGUUUAUUUGGUUCUUUGGAGUCUAACUUCUUGAGUUCUUUGUACAUAUUAGAUAUUAGCCCACUACUAGAUGUAGGAUUGGUAAAGAUCUUUUCCCAAUCUGGUGGUUGUCGUUUUGUCCUAUAUAUUUCAAUAGUACUAUCAUCAUCAUUAUCAACAGAAACAUUCCCAGCAUGCUUUGCACCCUGCCCUCCUUCGUGGGCUCAUCUUGCUUGAGCAUUUACUGAACUUACUUAUUACAGCACAAAAGUACUGCCUCCUUUUGUUUUGUUUUGCUAUUUAAUUUCUGGAAAAGCCGUUGAUACAGAGCUGGCACAGAGGACUUGGAGUUAGUCAGAUUCUCCUCACUGUGAUGUAACACCUCACAAAACUCUACAGAAGGUUACUGGGCUGGUGGUGUCUGAUGUUCUAGUCCAUCGAGGAAGGAGUGUGAUGCGUCACAGCUGCUCACAUCAUGGCUCCCGGAGCUCAGCGAGAGACAGUUCCUCAGCUGGAGAGCUCGCCCUUUUACUUCUUUUAUUCAGUCUGUGCCCAAACAUGGAAUGGAGCCACCCGCUCAGGGUGAGAGUACCUUUCUUUGCCAAUUCUCUCUGAAAACACCCUCACAGACAUGCCAAGACACAUGCUUUACUGGUCCCCCUCAAGCACUUUUCAGUUCAUUCAAGUGGAGAAUCAAGAUUAGUCACCUCAGCCUCUCCUGCCACCUGUAUUUCUAAUAAAGUUUAAGCCAAACAGCAUGUCCCUUCUCCCCCAGCACGUGCAUGUGUGUUAUGUGGGGCCCAUUUAGCUCAUUCCUAAAUAUUCAUCAAGGUUGGGAAACAGGAUCCACAGUGUCUGGAUAGACCUACAGUGAGGAGAAAGUUGGUUGUCUAUAAAACCUUAAUUGAGCCCACAGUAAGAGAGUUGCAAGAUAGGCGGUCUCUGUAUGAAACUGGCUUGGCAGCGACCUGCCUUGAGGACUAGAUGGGUAGAGAGAUGGCUGCCAGGCUCAGAGAGUAGCCAUCGGCAGUGUGAGAUGGGAUGGAGCUUAGCGGGUGAGACACUUUGCUGACUGAGAUGAAAAUAUCCCACAGAUGUUAUGUGGCCCUACUGUGCCAGCACUAGUGCAGGUUAAAAGAAACCUUUAUUUUUUAAAUUAUUAUUUACUGCAACAAAGAUCUAUUAAAGGAGGGCGAGAAAAAAGUGUUUUCAUAUUUGAGCUAAGAUACUCUACAUGAGUAUUGCUUGAUAUGUAGAAAAUACAGUUUAUCUUAUUUCUGAUGGCUGUGUUUUUUGUUUGUUUGUUUGUUUGUUUUUGGUUUUGUAUUUUUGUUUACAAGGGGUUCACUGACUUCAGCUGUGACAUAAUACUGCCUGCUUACACAAAAGCUGGAGCAGUUGUAAAUUUCCCAAACUUUGGUGGUGUUUUGGUGGGCGAAGAGUUUAUAAUAUAGUGUCUCCAAAAUUAACUUGAUUCAUUCUGCAGUUUGCUGACAAUGCUCCUUCCAGGCCCAAGAACAACAUCCAGGAGAGUCAGCUGGCCCCACCUCCCAAGGGCUUUGGAAGAAGCCGGCCCAUCUCCCAAUUUGAAUUGGUCCCCACUGCUUCCAGAAGGAAAGGCAAGUUUGUUCCUAUGACAUCCCUGGACAGAUACUUGCCGCUGACCUGCCCAGGGCCCUGCAAGCCUUGAAAGGUCUCAUCUUCUUUUCCCGAGCAGGAGCCUGAGGUCUGCCUCCUAUGCACCCCAGCACCCCCAUCAGCUCCCUCUUCUCCUUCACCAGCCCCGCAGUGAAGAGGCUGCUGGGCUGGAAGCAGGGAGAUGAAGAGGAGAAGUGGGCAGAGAAGGCAGUGGACUCUUUGGUGAAGAAGUUAAAGAAAAAGAAAGGCGCCAUGGAUGAACUGGAGAGGGCGCUGAGCUGCCCGGGCCAGCCUAGCAAGUGCGUUACCAUCCCACGCUCCCUGGAUGGACGCCUCCAGGUGUCCCACCGGAAGGGGCUGCCCCAUGUCAUCUACUGCCGCGUGUGGCGCUGGCCAGAUCUGCAAUCCCAUCAUGAGCUGAAGCCCUUGGAAUGCUGCGAGUUCCCGUUUGGCUCUAAGCAGAAGGAGGUCUGCAUCAACCCAUACCAUUACCGCAGAGUGGAGACCCCAGUUCUGCCUCCAGUGCUGGUACCAAGACACAGCGAGUACAACCCUCAGCUCAGCCUCCUGGCCAAGUUCCGAAGUGCCUCGCUGCACAGCGAACCGCUCAUGCCGCACAACGCCACCUACCCUGACUCUUUCCAGCAGUCUCUCGGUCCCGCACCGCCCUCCUCGCCAGGACACGUGUUUCCGCAGUCUCCAUGCCCCACCAGCUACCCGCAGUCCCCCGGAAGUCCUUCCGAGUCAGACAGUCCUUAUCAACACUCAGACUUCCGGCCAGUUUGCUACGAGGAGCCCCUGCACUGGUGCUCUGUUGCCUACUACGAACUGAACAACCGGGUCGGAGAGACUUUCCAGGCAUCCUCCCGGAGUGUGCUCAUAGAUGGCUUCACAGACCCCUCCAAUAACAGGAAUAGGUUCUGUCUUGGGCUUCUUUCAAAUGUAAACAGAAAUUCGACGAUAGAAAACACCAGAAGGCACAUUGGAAAGGGUGUGCAUUUGUACUACGUUGGGGGCGAGGUGUACGCGGAGUGCGUGAGCGACAGCAGCAUCUUUGUCCAGAGCCGGAACUGCAACUACCAGCACGGCUUCCACCCGGCCACUGUCUGCAAGAUCCCCAGUGGCUGCAGCCUCAAGGUCUUCAACAACCAGCUCUUCGCCCAGCUGCUCGCCCAGUCAGUGCACCACGGCUUUGAAGUUGUCUAUGAACUGACGAAGAUGUGCACGAUUCGGAUGAGCUUUGUGAAGGGCUGGGGAGCCGAGUAUCAUCGCCAGGAUGUCACAAGCACCCCCUGCUGGAUUGAGAUUCAUCUUCAUGGACCACUGCAGUGGUUGGACAAGGUGCUAACUCAGAUGGGCUCCCCACACAACCCUAUUUCUUCAGUGUCUUAAGUCAUGUGCUCAGCUGCAUUUCCACAGAAUAGACGAAGGCAGGGGCUUCUACCACUGCAACUCGCAGCUAGUACAAGACCCUGGACGCAGAUGUAAACACGUACGAUGCACACGAUUCCCAUUUCUAUCCCCAUUGGUUCUGUGCUACCUACUUAACCUGAGGCUAGUGCUGUGUGGUUGAAGAAGCACGUUUUCCAGACCGGUGUCUGAUUAGAAGCCAAGUCUUUUGUGAGAGGGCAAGCGGCAUGUGAAGCCCACUGGGUCAGCUCGUCACUCUGCAGAAGGUUGUGCCCCAGAAGGAAAACACAGAGCUGCUUACAUAGGAAAAUACACGAGCACUAGAGCAAAACCAGUCAAACCCACAUGAUUGCAAAAAGACCUCACUUGCAAUGUGAAUGGCAAGAAAGGAGACCAAGCUUGUUCAAGGACCUGCGAGAGAGGCCCCAGAAACCUUCUCUCUGCAGCUGAACUGUGCGUGGCCGCGUACUGCGCUGAUGUCAGGUACAGUUAACCGGAUUUAAACUGUGAUUGGAAAGGGGGAAACUGUGAAGCCUGGAGUCAGGCUGCCUCCAUCUACCACUGCUGAAACAUCCAGCAAGCAAGCAGCAAGCAAACAAAACCAAGGCUCAUGAGGGAAGACAGCCCGAGAUGAGCCUUGGUCCCCAGGCCAGGGCUAGCCCAGAAUUCAGGCCCAGGAGCACAGGGGCUCCUGCUUCCACUCUGGGCGUCAGCUUCCCACCUUCCAGCUCCUCCUGUCUGACCUUGCAGAUGGCUGUCUGCCCUGUGUACACGGCGAACCCUGUGCUGAGGUGAAGCUGCAGAUGGAAGACUGGGAGCGAAGUCGCAUGGCGACCUACACUACUAGGUGGGGCAUCCUUUGCCUCAUCUUCUCUCCUGGUGACAAACACUAAGUGAUUACAGAUGAUUUAAACGACAGCAAAGCCAUGGGGGAGAGCUAGAGGCAUCACUGGGUCGUGUACAUGUAUUUCUCAAUCCAGUACCUGAGUUGAUUAAGUUAUUAGCUGGUUACAUCUGUGGCAGCCUCUUCUAAAGCUAUGAAAUACCUGGAUAGAGCCUCCCAGGUGAGGUAGGAAUGUUUCAUAUGCCCUACAAUUUUUUGAGGAAACAGUGGUAGUGAAUAAUAAAGCAUUUUUAAAAACACCUUAUGUAUAUAUACACAUAUAUACAUAUAAACAUAUAUGUACAUUUACACACACAUGCAUAUUUAGCAUGCAUGCAUUAACGCUUGUUAUUUCCUUUGUUGGACGAUAAAGGGAAACAUCCUCCAGACUUCAGGGUACAUGCACUUGUUAAUCACCCCACUGCUUCUAAGUUUACUUCGGGCCCUUUGAGAAGCACAUUAUUUAGGAUGGCAUUCAUGGUUUCCAGGGUAGAGCGUCCACUGUCCGAGAUGCCUUCGUUCAAUCCACUCUGCCUAGCAUCGAUGUAUACACACUGUUUGUUCCCCAUACAACUGUAUUUUAAGAUAGAGAUGAUGAUCACAAGUCACACACAAUGCCCACUCUAUCUAUAAAACCUACCAUUCUUAUAUAUACAUAUUAUGUCAGAAAACACACAUUUCGUCUCAAACUACCACUUAGAUUGUAUAAUACCCAAGCAUGUUAAUUCAUACAGUCUGUCUUGUGCCUUUGUGUGUACUGGGUACGAUGUCAGGUGCUGUGGAAUCAAAUGUACAUUAGCGGUAGUAGCCCCCAACUCCCCAACGCCCUAUAUCUAACAUUUGCAUAGACAAAUAGGACAACAUAGGACUUUAAAAACCCACACAUGUGAACUUUCUUGGGCUUGAAAAAUAAUGUAACCAAGUUCUUAAUUAUUAUUAUAUUGGAAUUUCACAUCGCUUCAGAACAAUUAGGUAAUUUGUCUUUGCAUAACUACUUUCAUCCCUAGUCACUCCACCUCCUGGAACCCCUAUUUUUCUGGUAUUUCUCCUGGCCUCUUCCUUGGAAAAGCCAUGCAUAUGACAGAUCUCCGAGUACCCAUCCAAGGACGCAAAGUGUUUGUCCCAGAUUUCUAACAAGUGGCCAAAUAUCUCUGGCAAUGUGUAGCUUUAUGGAACUAUUCAGAAGUAGAAGCUUCCAGGUAUGGUGGAGCCUGACUUUAAUCUCAGCAGGGAAGAGAAACAGAUGGAUCCCUGAGAAUUCAGGGCUGACCUGGUCUACAUAAGGAGUUACAGGACAGCCAGGGCUAUACCUUGAGACCCUGUCUCAAAGCAAAGCAAAGCAAAACAAAAAAAGAAGCUUAAAAACAAAACUAAAAAACCAAAUAAAUUACUUGGCUUUCCUGGCAGUGUUAAGAAAUCAGAGAAAAUACUGAAAUGUGUCUGAGUUCUUUGAGAAAGGAAUCACAACAUAGGUUCAUAUGUAUAUUAUCAGAGAAUUUAGCAUCAAAGGGAUGUAAGUCCUAUGCUCUAUAACAUAGUCACAUUUUAAUGAGUUUCCCCCUUGGCGGCUAAGAGAUCAAAAAUAUCAUAAAUGUAAUCCUUUGACUUUAACUCCUCUGAGUGACCAUGUGGCAAUCACCCCAUGAAACUGACAAGCAAAACUAUGCUGCAUGUGUUGUUUUACAGGGUAACAGGAAAAGUGGGUAGCCAGGCCUUUACACUGCAAAUGUGCCUCCUGUUGCCCUGGGCAGUGGAGAACUGUAUCAGUUUGGCCUGCCCACAAGACCCAGAAUGCUUAUCACUGUGUACAAGUAGGUAUUUGUGAGUCUUAACAAAUAAGACAUGGUCAGUUUGUUUCAGCUAAAUGAUGCCACCUGCUUCAGGACUAAGAAGACACCACCUUUUUGAACACAUGCUUCGGUGUUGUGUAGUCAGCAAACGCAGCAAACUCUCUAGCAUUUAGAAUACUCUUUUCAUUGUUUUCUGAGGAUGGGGUUAUUCCCAGGACAACAGAAAGAAGAGGGUAGUGAAAACAUCUUAUAAACACUGCUUGCUGGACUUGAAGCUCCAGCUUAACUCCGAAUGGUCCAGAUAUUUUGUGUAUAUAUAAUAAGUAAAAUAUACCGUGCAUUCCACAUCAACUUACCUGCUAGGAGUCAAGAGCUGCACUGUGCAAGGGUAGGUGACUGUCACAUAUGUGACAGCUAAGUUCAAAUGAAAAUAAGCAGACUACUGGGAGUGCUUUGAUGCCCAGCAGCCUGGCCUCCCGUCCUGGAAAUGACAAACACCGUCAUCUGGUAGUUUGUGGUAGACAGUGAAACACCUUUGGGCUUAUUUUUCUUCCGAACUCUAGGAAAUACUUGUAUCUGAUCUGUGGCUCCUUAAGAUGCUUAAUCAUAAGCUGUUCUACUUAGACAUGGGAUUUUUAAGAAUUCUUCAUGCUGUAAAAAAGCUUUGGUGGCACUAUAAAAAAAAGGCAUUGUGGACUAUUUGGCAUUAUGUGUGUAAUUUUAAUGAUACUUUGCAGAAUUUUUAGAGAUGUUUAACUACUCCUCCGCAGCUUAGCACCAGACCGCACAGCUCAAACCCUUUAUGGUGAUGUUAUUGUUAUUAAAGAGUGAAUUUAAUACACAUUGUCAUUUGAGCACCUUACCGUAGCAGCUCAUCAAGGAGCAUGUCUGUAUUAAGAUGGUUAGCAUGUGAUGCUUAAAACCCCUGGAUACAGAGGGAAACUGUCACUAAAAAUCAUUUAUUUUCAUAUGCCAUGAAAUAUGUUUAACUGAUUAAAACAUUUUCUAAGAGAA